This is a messenger RNA of Parnassius apollo (apollo), 783 nucleotides long. The record is from the annotation of a GenBank genome assembly. NCBI's taxonomy places the organism in Eukaryota, Metazoa, Arthropoda, Insecta, Lepidoptera, Papilionidae.
AUGUUUCCAGAACCAUUGAAAAAAGAAAUCAUAGAGACACAGAAAUUAACUAACAAAUCAUUUUGUGUAAACCUAAUUACUAUGCAUCCAAAGUUGAGUGAGUUGAUAGAUGUGUGCAUUGAAACGAAAGUGGGCCAUAUAGUGCUUGCUGGCGGAUUACCAACGAGGCCUAAUAUAGAAAAAAUCAAGAGUGCCGGCAUUAAAGUUAUGUGCUUUGCACCAGCAUUGAGCCUUGCGAAAAGGUUAGUAAAAAUGGGAGUAGAUGCGUUAAUAAUAGAGGGAAUGGAGGCAGGCGGGCACAUAGGGCCAGUUAGCAUUUAUGUUCUCGCACAAGAGAUAUUUCCUCAUUUUAGAAAUGAACAAAUAUCAGUACUCGUAUUUGUUGCAGGUGGAAUAGGAAGAGCCGCACGUAAUGCAAUACCUUCUGCACAGAUAAGUGCUGAUUUUCCUGUAAUUCCAGUAAGAGCUAUAGCCAACAAAGCAAGUGAUGAUUUUAUGAAGCAUCAAAAAAAAGUUAUUGAUGAAAACCAAAAGGGACAGAUCUCAAAAGAAGAUGGGCAGCUUGAAAUAGAAAAGUUCUGGGCUGGAGCUUUAAGAAGAGCAGUAAUUGACGGAGAUGUUGAAACGGGAUCUUUAAUGGCCGGUCAAAGUGUUGGCAUGGUUGAUAGGGAAAAGCCUGUAAAAGAAGUGAUAGACAUAUUAAUUCAACAGUCAAAUAAUUAUAUUGACAGCAAAUCUGUAGAAGUAGAAAACACAUUGGUUAGCAAAGCAAAUGGUGAUUAA